This is a messenger RNA of Coregonus sp. 'balchen', 7163 nucleotides long. The record is from the annotation of a GenBank genome assembly. NCBI's taxonomy places the organism in Eukaryota, Metazoa, Chordata, Actinopteri, Salmoniformes, Salmonidae.
AUGGCAGCAGACAGCACGAUGCCUAAUGGCCAAGAAACGGCCUCCUUGAACGGAGAGCCAGCUUUCAAGCGACUUCGGGAGAAUGGACAGGUCGAGUCCCUGCGGACUCCGAAGGAACCUCGGAAUAAAGUAACCGUGGUCCUCGGUGCGCAAUGGGGAGACGAGGGAAAGGGGAAAGUGGUUGACCUGCUAGCCAUGGACGCAGACAUAGUAUGCAGGUGUCAGGUACGUAGCUAGCUAUGCUAACUAGCUAUCUAAGCUAAACCAGCAAACACACAAACAAGGCAUUUGAAUUUGACAAAAAUACGUCAGUCGUUAGGCUGCGUUAGCAAGGCCUAAACAAAACCAAUACUAGCUAGUGUAUAAAAAUAUUUAGGAAGCUAGCUAUUAGCCAAUUAUCAUGCAAACCUACAAACUUGCUAACCUUAGUGGCCAGCUAGCUAAGAAUGCUAUCUAGUGGUAGCGGAUAACGACCCCCCAACAAAUGGGUUAUCUAGAGAUUACUAGCUUGGUUUCCAACUGGAGUUAUCGAGAUAGCCUUCAUCUCGGCUCCCAUGAUAAAAUACUACCUACAUUGGUUUCAUUCGACUAACUUUGACCUUGUGAUCAGUGCCCUAUUUGCAGUCAAGUUAGAUAAUGUCAGUGGCUGCUGCAGUUCAGUGCAGCACAGAGAAGCCCAAGGCAUUAGAAUGUUUCCGCUGUCCCAUGCUAGUGUAAGGUGUCCAUAUGUUGUAUCACAGUUCAGUUUUGUAGCCGUUCAAAUAAUGCCCUACCAGUUGGCUGGUAAUUACUUAUCAACAGAAUUUGCCUGUGCUCCUCCUCUUGGUGUUCAUGUAAAUACCUUCCUCAGGUAUUUACAUGACCACUGAGUGGCACAGUGGUCUAAGGCACUGCAUCGCAGUGCUAACUGUGCCACUAGAGAUCCUGGUUCGAAUCCAGGCUCUGUCGCUGCCGGCCGCGACCAGGAGACUCAUGGGCGGCGCACAAUUGGCCCAGCGUCGUCCAGGGUAGGGGAGGGAAUGGCCGGCAGGGAUGUAGCUCAGUUGAUAGAGCAUGGCGUUUGCAAUGCCAGGGUUAUGGGUUCGAUUCCCACGGGGGGCCAGUAUAAAGACUAACUGUAAGUCGCUCUGGAUAAGAGCGUCUGCUAAAUGACUAAAAUGUAAAUGUAUGUGCUUAGGCCCCUCCUGUACUCCCUGUUCACCCACGACUGUGUGGCCAAGCACGACUCCAACACCAACAAGUUUGCUGAAGACACAACAGCCUGAUCACUGACAACGAUGAGACAGCCUAUAGGGAGGAGGUCAGACACCUGGCAGUGUGGUGCCAGGACAACAACCUCUCCCUCAACGUGAGCAAGACAAAGGAGCUGAUCGUGGACUACAGGAAAAGGAGGGCCGAACACGCCCCCAUUCACAUCGACAGCGCUGUCCACAUCACCAACAAACAAACUAUCAUGGUCCAAACACAUCAAGACAGACGUGAAGAGGGCACGACAAGACCUCCCCCUCAGGAGACUGAAAAGAUUUGGCAUGGGGCCCCAAAUCCUCAAAAAGUUAUAUAGCUGCACCAUCGAGAGCAUCCUGACCAGUUGCAUCACUGCCUGGUAUGGCAACUGCUCGGCAUCCGACCGUAAGGCGCUACAAAGGGAAGUACUUACGUCACUGGGGCCAAGCUUCCUGCCAUCCAGGACCUAUAUACUAGGCGGUGUCAGAGGAAGGCCCCAAAAAUUGUCAAAGACUCCAGUCACCCAAGUCACGGCAAGCGGUACCGGAGCACCAAGUCUAGGUCCAAAAGGCUCCUUAACAGCUUCUACCCCCAAGCCAUAAGACUGCUGAACAAUUAAUCAAAUGGCCACCCAGACUAUUUACAUUGACCCCCCCCCCCCCUCCAUGUUUUUACACUGCUGCUACUCGCUGCUUAUUAUCUAUGCAAAUGUACUUUACCCCUACCUACAUUUACAAAUUACCUUGACUAACCUGUACCCCCGCACAUUGACUCGGUAUCGGUACCCCCUGUAUAUAGCCUCGGUAUUGUUACUUUUUACUUUCGUUUAUUUAGUAAAUAUUUUCCUAACUCUAUUUCUUGAACUACAUUGUUGGUUAAGGGCUUGUAAGUAAGCAUUUCACGGUAAGGUCUACACCUGUUGUAUUUGGCGCAUGUGACAAAUAAAAUUUGAUUCGAUUUGUCUCAUCCAGGGAGGCAACAACGCAGGCCACACAGUGGUGGUGGACUCUGUGGAGUAUGACUUUCACCUGCUCCCCAGCGGAGUGCUCAACAAGAAGGCUGUCUCAUUUAUUGGUGGGUUGACCCUCUCACUGGCACUUCAGCCUCUAAGCUGCUUUCACUUGUUAGGAUUCCUGUUCAAAUCAUCCCUAACUGAACUGCUUAUCCACAGGGAACGGGGUUGUGAUACACCUGCCUGGGCUCUUUGAGGAGGCUGAAAAUAACCUGCAGAAAGGCAAAGGUAAGUAUUUGCAAAAGAGGCUUGCAGGAAAGAUGAGGGAUAAAAGGGUGAUGGAUGAAUGAAGUGGAACAAGACCUGCAAUUUAUUGUCUUUGUCCAGGACUGCAAGGAUGGGAGGAGCGUUUAAAGAUUUCUGACCGUGCACACAUUGGUAAGUCUGUAUGACUCGGUUGUAUGUUUUACAAACCUAUGGUUUAGUGUUUUGCAAUUCCAUUAAUUUACUAUUUUUCUUUGCCUCAUCCGCUAAUAGUGUUCAACUUCCACCAAGCUGUUGAUGGGAUCCAGGAACAACAGAGACAGCUACAGGCGGGAAAGAAGUGCGUGGGUUUUACUGUAUGAGGAAGUGUUAAUGACUAUCUGGGCUCGUAUUUAUAAAGCAUGUCAGAGUAGGAGUGCUGAUCUAUGAGACACUUUGUUUAGACGAGCCCUCUUAAUUUUACUAUAUGUUCCAAUUCAUCCCAAAGGUGUUCGAUGGGGUUGAGGUCAGGGCUCUGUGCAAGCCAGUCAAGUUCUUCCACACCGAUGUCAACAAACCAUUUCUGUAUGGACCUCGCUUUGUGCACAGGGGCGUUGUCAGGCUGAAAUAGGAAAGGACAUUCCCCAAACUGUUGCCACAAAGUUGGAAGGACAGAAUCGUCUAGAAUGUCAUUGUAUGCUGUAGCGUUAAGUUUUCCCUUCACUGGAACUAAGGGGCCUAGCCCAAACCAUGAAAAUCAGCCCCAGACCAUUAUUCCUCUUCCACCAAACGUUACAGUUGGCACUAUGCAUUGGGGCAGGUAGCGUUCUCCUGUCAUCCGCCAAACACAGAUUCGUCCGUAUGACUGCCAGGUAGUGAAGCGUGAAUAAUCACUCCAGAGAGUGCGUUUCCACUGGUCCAGAGUCCAAUGGCGGCAAGCUUUACACCACUCCAGCCGACGCUUGGCAUUGCGCUUGGUAAUCAUAGGCUUGUGUGCGGCUGCUCGGCCAUGGAAACCCAUUUCAUGAAGCUCCCGACGAACAGUUAUUGUGCUGACGUUGCUUCCAGAGGCAGUUUGGAACUCGGUAGUGAGUGUUGCACCGAGGACAGACAAUUUUUACAUGCUUCAGCACUCGGCGGUCCCGUUCUGUGAGUUUUUGUGGCCUACCACUUCGCGGCUGAGCUGUUUUUGCUCCUAGGUGUUUCCACUUCACAAUAACAGCACUUACAGUUGACCGGGGCAGCUCUAGCAAGGCAGACAUUUGACGAACUGACUUGUUGGAAAGGUGGCAUCCUAUGAUGGUGCCCCGUUGAAAGUCACAGCUCUUCAGUAAGGCCAUUCUACUGCCAAUGUUUGUCUAUGGAGAUUGCAUGGCUGUGUGCUCGAUUGUAUACACCUGUCAGCAACGGGUGUGGCUGAAAUAGCCGAAUCCACUAAUUUGAAGGGGUGUCCACAUACUUUUGUAUACAUAUUAUAAGUACUUAGUUUUAUUAGUAGUUGUAGAAGUAGCUCAUUUGUAUUAGGUGUAGGCCUAUUAGUAGUUGUACAGCAAAUAUUUUAUGCUGUUAAUGUACGUUUUUGUGUUUCAUUAUUCUUCUUACUAAGUAUUGUUUAUUUAUUUAUUUUUUUUUCAUUUGGACACUUGAAUACGAGAUCCUGCAAAAUGUCAAAUAAAAUAAAUAAAUAUGGUCAGUGAUUGCAGCUAUUAAAUAAUUAAGUCAUGGUAGCCUUUCUGGGCUACUGCCAAGGCAGUAUUGUAUAUUCUUUCUGUGGCACUCCUGAACGUCCACUUUCUGUUUUUGAUUGUUUUCUAGUUUGGGAACCACCAAAAAGGGCAUUGGACCUGCCUAUUCUUCCAAAGCUGCUCGCAAUGGACUGAGAGUCUGUGACCUUGUGUCUGAUUUUACCGUCUUUGAGGAGAAGUCAGUACCCAAAUUAUUGUUUUUAAGAAUGCAUGGUGAUGCUUUCAACCCUUAACUUUAUUUAAGUCAUUGAUAUUGAUUGGUAGUGGAUGUCCUUUUCUUCUUCCACAGGUUCCGUGUAUUGGCAGAGCAUUUUCUGACUAUGUACCCCAACCUCAAUGUUGACAUUGACAAUGAGCUGCAGCAACUGAAGGUAAAAAGAAUAUUGCUUGAAUUAUGUAAUAUCUUUACUUAAAUAAAACUUUGGACUUAGCCAUCACCUGCCCAGGAUGCAGUCAGGGAUGCUAGUCCAGUUAUGUCUUGUUUGUGCCCAAUGAAUGUGAUCCUGUUUUUGAGGGGUCUCUUUAUGCAGGUUGAUACCGUCUCAAUUGAGCUGAUUCCUUGCAGCACAGCUCUUGUUUGUCUUCCAGGAGUAAAGCGAAAAUGUAAAGAGAAGAUUCUGAGAGGUUUCUCUGUGCUCCAGUAGGUGUUUAGUCACUGAUUUUUCCCUCCUCUUUUCCAGGAGUAUGCUGAGAGGUUGCGUCCCCUUGUGACCGACGGGGUGUACUUCAUGCACAAGGCACUCACUGGGCCCAGCAAGAAGAUCCUGGUGGAGGGAGCCAAUGCAGCCCUCCUGGAUAUUGACUUUGGUGAGAACAGAAGGAGUUGAGGGGGUAAAUGAUUAUGCUGCUCUGCUGUUUGCCAUUUAGUGAUUGCCAUUGGAAUAUAAUUUGAAGGAAGUGGAAUAAUAAUUUGUCUUUUUCAGGUACCUACCCAUUUGUGACGUCCUCUAACUGCACUGUUGGGGGAGUGUGCACUGGCCUAGGUGUGCCCCCGUCCUAUGUGGGGAGGGUGUAUGGUGUGGUCAAGGCCUACACCACCCGGGUAGGCGUUGGAGCUUUCCCCACUGAGCAGGACAAUGUGAGUGGAUAGAAUUUGUUGUGCGGAAUCAAUGUUGUGUGCUAAGCCUUGCAGUAUGAAUUUGUUGUGGCAUAAACAUACUAUCUCUUCCAGUACUUCAUAUUUACAUUCAGUUUUAUAGUGAAUCCCAUAUCUAACUGCUGUUGUUUUGGUCCAGGAGGUUGGCAACUUGUUGCAGUCCAGAGGGAGGGAGUUUGGUGUGACGACGGACAGACGGCGCCGCUGUGGCUGGCUGGACCUGAUUCUGGUCAGAUACGCCCACAUGGUCAAUGGCUUCACUGCGUAAGGCUCAGUCUCUCCUGCUUGUGUCCUCCUUUCUGUAUGUGUUCCAUACUGUAUGCAUUGUAAUUAUUGGAGUGCAGUGUUCAGCCUCCUAUGUUAAAUUGCUGUCCACAUAUUCCAUAAUCAUGUUUGACACGACUGUUCCUCUCCCACAGCAUCGCUCUGAACAAGCUUGACAUCCUGGACACGCUGCCAGAGAUCAAAGUCGGUGUAGCCUACUCUGUUGAUGACGAGCCCCUUCCCAGUUUUCCUGGUAAGUUUCUCCCUGUCUAGGAGGACUAAUCUUGUCUUGCUCCUUUCACAUUACCAUUAGACACUUGAUUUGGCUUGACCUGUGCACUGGGGAGACUCCCAUCUCAUUCCCUCUCUCCCUCUGUAGCCAAUAUGGACGUGCUGACACGGGUGUCAGUGAAGUAUGAGACACUACCUGGAUGGUGCUGCAGCACUGAGGAUGUGAGGUGCUUUGAGGAGCUGCCCUCUCAGGCACAGAGCUACAUCCGCUUCAUCGAGGACUUCUUGCAAGUGCCAGGUUAGUCAAGAAAAAAAGGAUUUAUGGUGAUUUUUAAGCAGCCUUACUAAAACAAUCCUUAUUUUUAUAAUUGAUGAUAAUAUAUUCACUGUGAAUUUUGUUUCACUUUCAGUGAAAUGGGUUGGAGUUGGGAAAUCCAGAGAGAGUAUGAUCAAGCUGUUCUGAUCAGUUGGGGGUUUGGUAACUGAUGACCAAUUGGGUUUCUCGCCAUCACAACAGCUGCUUCAGACAAUAAUUAUGUUUUGUUGAUGAAUACUUUGACUAUAAACCUUGGGUUAAAGUCCCAAAGUCUGUUUUGCAGAAAAUAAAAACAUCACCAGCAACGUUGUUAGUGAAACUAAGUAACCUUUUGGGAGGUUCACUUUCACAUCAACUCUUCUGAACAGUAAUGUAUAACCUGCAUUCCAUAGCUUUCUUUUGUUCUGAUAUGACAGAAGCCAUUAUUGGGAUAUUAUGGUGUUCAUCCUCCGUAGCUAAUGGACAGGGUUAAAACCUUAAACACCUGCAGUAACCAUCCCAGGCUUCCAUCAACCUUUUCAUUCCAUUUCAUUGAACUAGUAUAGUAAAACACGUUUUACAACUCAGUAGGAGUUCUUUUUUUUCUUUUCUUUUUUUUUAAGCUGUAUUUUAAAAUGACCACACCUUGUAGUACAUUUUUUGCACAAUCUUUACUUAAAGGGAUACUUUGGGAUUUUGGCAAUGAGGCCCUUUAUCUACUUCCCCAGAGUCAGAUGACUAGUAUGCUAGCAAGUACCCAUAGACUUCCAGUCAUUGCGCCAACGCUAGUUAACACUGGCUCGUGAAACUACCUUUAACUUCCUUCAUACUGGACACAGAGACAUACAAAUGGUAUCAACUAGUUCAUCUGGCGAAGUAGAUAAAGGGCCUCAUUGCCAAAAUCCCAAAGUAUCCCUUUUAAGGGUUGUGAAACUAGACCAAUGUUUAGAGGCCUUGUAAUUAGGUCUUUCUAUGAGCUGGCAUGUUGUAUGAAUGAAUUAUAGGCAUGAUCUGAGAUGCAAAAGGGAUGCUGUCUUAAAGCCUUAGUUUCAUAUUGAUCAUUAAGAUCAAGAACUUGGGAUUGCACACGAACACACUGGUUGGUGUUUAGAA